AUGUCGGACAUCCAGGUCGGGCAGACGAUCCGGCUCAAUGAUGGCCGCACCGCCAUAGUCCGCUUCGUCGGUCAGACACACUUCGCACCUAGCGAAUGGAUCGGAGUUGAACUCGAGGACGACAGUGGCAAGAACGAUGGAGCCGUUCAGGGAGAGAGAUACUUUGACUGCCCUCCCGGCAGAGGCAUGUUCGUUCGCCCGACUGCCGUGGCCGCUAUACAGGCAGCGCCGCCACAAGUCAAGGCGGUGCCAGCUCGGCGUCCUUCGCGGGCGAGUAACAUCGUUCCGAGUACGGGCAGGCAGGCUGCGGUGAAUGACCCGUCCAUGAACAAGAGGAUGAGCCUCAAUGCUCCUAGCCCGAGCCCGGUGCCUCGGACGUCUCGACCGUCAAGCAUAGUAAGGAGCCCAACAAAGUCCCCCACGAAGCAACUCGCGUCGACUGCGACAUCCAGUGCCGCAACCUCAAGAACCGGUACCCCAGCGAACCCCCGCGUCUCCUCGGUUGGCGCGAAACCAGCACGACCCUCGACAAUAGGCUCCCGGAUGUCCAUGGGCCCGCCAGCGCUCCCGGCGUCUGGUUUGACGCGGAAAACUUCAACAACGUCGUCAGCGCCUAGGGUGACAUCUAGCGCGACCAGACCGGCAGCUGGACGAGUUUCGAGCGUUGGUGUCCGGGGUAGCCUCUCGCGCCCAGGAGGAAGCCGGGUAACAUCUGGAGAUUCUGGUUCCGGCACUGAGGGCGCAGCUGGCAGAAGCGAUAACGAAGCUACGAACAGCCCUGUACGCUCCAGGACGAAGGCUUUGGAGAGGGCUACGAGUAAGACAGCAGCUUCGACCACAACCACGACUAGAGCUAGUGCUGUGGGGGCGGCAACAGCGGGUACGACACGGCCAGGCCAAAGCACAGCGGCAAGCAGAGAAAAUGAGGACCUCAAGGCCAAGCUCAAGGUCCUUGAGCGCAAGCGUCUGGAGGAUCGGGAGAAGAUACAGGCGUUGGAGAAGGCACAAGAGCGGGGCGACAAAUUCGAGACGAUCAACAAGAAGAUUGAGGCGAAGUUCCAGAGCACCAACCAAGAGAAUGCCGAAAUGCGGAAACAGCUUAAAGAGGCCUUGGCAAGGCUGGAGGAGGUCGAGUCACUUCAGGCAGAGCACGACUCCAUCAUGGAGCUGGCCACUCUCGACCGCGAGAUGGCAGAGGAAACCGCCGAGGUACUCAAGGUCGAGCUGGACGCGCUGAAGCAGAAGACAGAGGAGCUCGAACUGGAAGUCGAGAUUCUCCGCGAGGAGAAUGAGGAGUACUCCCAAGGGAUGACACCUGAAGAGCGGACAAGCACGAGCUGGCUGCAACUGGAACGCACCAAUGAGCGCCUGCGCGAGGCUUUGAUCCGGUUACGAGACCUUACCCAGCAGCAAGAUGAGGAGCAGCGAGCACAGAUCAAAGAGCUGCAGGGUGAUCUUGAGGAGUUCGAGGCUGUCAAGGAACAGUACGAGAUUGCCAAAGAGACCGUGCUAGAGCUGGAGACGCGCGCAGAAGAUCUUCGGCAACAGUUGGACGACAACCUUGGUGCCGAGGCCAUGAUCGAGCAGCUGAGCUACGAGAAGCUUGGCCAGGCUGAGCAGAUCAAUGAGCUGAAGGCUGUGAUUGAGGACCUCGAGGCUCUCAAGGAGAUCAAUGACGAGCUUGAAAUCAACCACGUACAACAUGAGAGGGAGAUGCAAGAGGACCUCGACUUCAAGGACAGUCUCAUCGCGGAGCAGCUUCGCCGGGCCGCACAACAAGAUGAGACAGUCGAGGACCUCGAGUACACUCUAUCUCGGUUCCGCGAGCUCGUCACCAAUCUUCAGACCGACUUGGAGGACAUCCGGGCGUCGCAUGCCGUCAACGAGGCCGAGUCUGAGCAGAUCAACAGCAAGACCCGAGCCAUGAUGGACCUGAAUCAGAAACUUCAAAUCUCUGCUGCAAAGACGCAAGUCAAGACGAUCGACUUGGAGCUCCAGCGAAUGGACGCCCAGGAAGCUCAACAGCACCUGCAGAUUGUCAAGUUGUUCCUGCCCGAGACUUAUGACGAAGAUCGGGAUUCCGUACUGGCUCUUCUUCGAUUCAAGCGCCUGGCCUUCAAAGCCACUCUGCUCCAUGGUUUCAUCAAAGAUCGUGUCAAUGGGCAGACACACCCUGGGCAUGAGGACGAUGUGUUCGCAGGUUGCGAUGCCAUGGAUAAGCUCACUUGGGUCUCUUCCAUGUGCAAUCGUUUCGUCAAUGCGAUAAGCCACUGCUCACUGGAAGAGUUUGCCAAGUACGAGGGGGCUUUAUAUGAGCUUGAGCCAGUGGAACGAGCCUUGAACGGCUGGAUUGACGGCCUGCGGCGGAACGAGCUCAAGGAGCAACAGUGUGCCAGCGAAUUGCAGCGCACGAUUGCCCUUAUGACACAUUUGGGCGAGGUGCAUAUUUCCGAGGGCCUCGAGAGCUUUGCCGACGAAAUCCAGAUGAAGACGUCCAUGAUGCAGAGCCACCUUGAAAGCGCGUCCACAGUGAUGGCCGUGGUGAAAGAGCUCGUCCAGCGGACUGUGCCGUCUGCCGGGGAGGAGGACGAGCUCGCCGAUCACUUCACCAGGAAGUCCGAAGCUGUCAUCUCUCUUACCCGAAGCGCCAAGGUUGUUGUGUCGAAAGCACUUCGGUCACUGGAGGACCUUCAGGCACGAUCAUUGUGCCUGACUCCAGAAACAGCCGAGGUCUUUGAGCAGUGUGAAGCUGCCAGCCAAGAGUUGGCCGAGAUGUCGCGAACAAUGGGCACUGACCUGCAUGCGCUCCUCACCGAAGAAGGUCGGGCCGAGCCCUUCACAUACACGGAUGUGCAAGGCACGAUUUCCCAGACGGCGAUGCAGAAGUUCUCCUCCAGCGAAUCCGACAUCUUCUCGACAUACUUGUCCAAGCUGCGGACUCUCACAAGCCAGAUUACGGACCUUGCCGCGGUCUGCUCAGAUUUGUCACAGACCCAAGAGUUCGAGCGUAGUGACGCCCCUUGGAACCUUCGUGCCGAGGAGAUCAAGGCCGCCAAGACGCUCCCGGUUGAUGCGGAAGAGGAAAUGCGUCACCUGAAGGAGCAAGCCAACGAGAAGGCUCGCCAACUAGCCGUCAGCGCCGAAAACCUGAGCACAGCCAACCUCAGGAUCCAGACACUCGAGGCCCGCAUGAACGAUGCCAAAGCCAGAGCCGACAGGAUUUCUGGGCUCGAAGAGGAGAUUGAGAAGGCCAAGGAGCACGCUGCUGGCCUGCAGCGGAAUAUUGAGGAACAAGACCGCGAGCUCAAGACCCUCGAAGCUGACCGUGACCAGUGGAAGAAGAUUGCUGGAGACAACAAGACGUUCGCGGCCGGCAAUGAAGACAAGUCUGGUGCAAACAAGGCCGGCCAGGAGCGUGCCGUUGCCACUGCAAGGGAGAUGGAUGCUCUCAAACAAGACAUUGCAAGCCUGCAGGCGGCUGUGCGCUACCUCCGUGAAGACAACCGUCGCGCCCGCCUCACGGAGCAGGGCAAGCAUGAUUGGCUCGCUGAACCGCUGCGCAAACCCACACCGGUGGCCGCUCAACGCAAGGCACUCGUCGCAGCCGAAGGCAAGGACGUUCUUGGCGAGCUUCUGAAGAUGGCCAGCAACGCCAAGGUCUACGAUCUUGGUAAGCUGCCCAAGGACAAGCUCGCGUGGCGACCGGCCAAGGGCUCGCCGCAGUACCACGCUGCCAAGCAGGCAGAGGACUUUGCGACCUGGAAGAGCUGGCAGGAUGCGGUGGCGCAUAAGGCUUCUGUGGUGCUGACUACGCAGAGGGCUGGUCCACGUCUUGAUAUUUCGAGAAAGGGCCCCAACGCGGUUGCCGCGAGGCUGCAGAUCCGCCUGCCUGGACUCAACGGGAAGUCCGCCCCUGCUGGCGACAGCGAGGUUCAGAUUGUGGGCUCAAGCGAGUGGGAAGGGCUCCAAGGUCGACGAAUUUCUGCCGCGUGA
This is a messenger RNA of Microdochium trichocladiopsis, 3993 nucleotides long. Its product is annotated as dynactin. Bases 1 to 3993 code for a protein of 1330 amino acids. Gene Ontology annotation, biological process: establishment of mitotic spindle orientation; nuclear migration involved in conjugation with cellular fusion. The record is from RefSeq and is a predicted model, not a curated record. NCBI's taxonomy places the organism in Eukaryota, Fungi, Ascomycota, Sordariomycetes, Xylariales, Microdochiaceae. The transcript is spliced from 2 exons. Gene Ontology annotation, cellular component: spindle pole body; microtubule associated complex; cell tip.